GGUAACUGCAAAAAACAGAGUAUUUAUGAAGAGAAAGUUGAGUUUGUGAAAGUGUUUUUAGUAAUCUUUUUUGAGAUAAAAGUUAAGUAGGAGAAGAAGAUAUGUCUGCAAAACUUCUGUAUAACUUGUCAGAUGAGAAUCCAAAUCUGAAUAAACAGUUUGGAUGCAUGAAUGGGAUCUUUCAAGUGUUUUACCGGCAACAUUGUCCGGCGACACCAGUCACCGUCUCCGGCGAUGUAGACAAGUCUUUGCCUCCAGGGGAAAGAAGAGGUAGCGUCGGUGAAAUUAACAUGGAAAGUGAUAAAGAAACGGAGAGGAGUAGUACCAAGAAGAAGAAGUCUGCAGCGAAGGAGAAGCAUAGAGUCUCUUCUGAAUCCUCUUCGAGGCCUUCAUUUUCGUCUUCUCCACGCUCCUCGAGCUUCUCGUCUGCAGAAGUCAGUACCACAGCUUCUCAAUUUGAUCCGCCUGGUGAGAACCUGAUCAGAGAACAUCCCAAUGGUGGCCUGAUGAUGCCGUAUGAUCUUAAGGAGCUUGUGAAAGGCUCUAUUAAUAGAGAAAUGAGAACUAGAGGCGAAGAAGCUGCCUUCACUCAGCAGCAGCAGCCCAAUUCAGCUCGAACUAGCAUGUUGCUUCUCAAAGAAUCAUCAUUGCGUUCACCAUAUCGGAGUUCUAAUGAGUGGAAUGAAGGAAGAGGAAUGGCUAUGAAGUUUAAGGAAAGUCAUCGGCUUUCUUAUGAUGAGAGGGAGAUGAGAAACAACGGGUUCAAGGUGGGUUCGAAGUUGAAAGAGACACCGAGGUUGUCGUUGGAUAGUAGAUCGAAUUCCUUUAGGAGUCCGAGAGCAGAUGCUGCGAGAUCGAGUUGUCCAGAGGAACCCGCAACAAUGAAUCACAGGAGAUCAAGUUCGAGUGUUGUUGCCAAAUUGAUGGGUCUUGAAGUCAUUGCAGACAAUUCUGAUACUGAACAGAGAAGAGAGAACCGGUUUUGUGACUCUCCAAGGCCAAUGUUCAGAGUGGAACCAGCUCUACAGAGAUCUAGAAGCGUAGAUUCGAUCAAGAGGAUACCUGCUUCAGCUGCUUCUAAGUUUCCAAUGGAACCAGCUCCAUGGAAGCAAAUGAAAGCAGGCGACUCUGCACUGACUGUAUAUGGUGAAAUUCAGAAGCGGCUUACGCAGUUGGAGUUCAAAAAGUCAGGAAAAGAUCUCAGAGCUCUUAAGCAAAUACUUGAGGCUAUGGAGAAAACGCAGCAGUUGAUAGAUGAAAGCAGAGAUGACAGUACUCUGAGUACAACCACUCUUAUGCAGAGAACUCACCAGUCAGUUCCAGCAGCAACAAGUCCAGCCAGGAACUUCAAAUCUUCAUCGAUCGUUGUUAUGAGAUCCGCGGCUCCAGUUUCCACCUCUCCGCUGCCACAGAAUGUCGCCUUACCAAAUGUCAAGGUUGGAAACUCUAGACAAACCCGGAAAGUCACCUCGGGGAAACAGAACGCGAUGGUUUUAACCCCUAGGCCAGGCCUUUACAAGGGCCAACUCGAUUCCACGAAGAGCAAUAGCCCAAAAUCAUUACGGUCGAGGCAAGCUUCGGCUGCGGAUGCUGGUUCCAUGACCAAGUCAGGUAGGAGCCAACAGCACAGUGUCAGCCCAAGAACGCAGCCAAAAAAGCUCGGGUUCGAGAAACAGUCUCGACCCACAACGCCAAAAUCAGAGCCAGGCAAAAGGCAACUCGGAAGGCAGCAAACCGAGGUAGCCUCCCCGAGAAGAAAACAGGUGAUAAAACCUCACAUUACUCUUCAGCAACCUGAUGACCGAUUAAGCGAUGCAAGCAGCGACUUGAGGAGUCUAAGAUCUGACAGCAACAUAAGCUUGGGGUCGAAUGUUGACAUCGAGGUUACAAGCAGACAUAGGCUGGAGAGGAACUGUGACUUCCCAGAGCAGCACACCCCAAAACAAAGGAGUCCAGACUUUGGAAUCAAACAAGACAGACCAUCCCUAAAACCUCUGAAAGUUACCGUUGAACAACCGAGCCCUGUUUCAGUUCUUGAUGCAGUCUUCGACGAAGAGGAUUCACCGUCCCCUGUGAGGAAGAUAUCCCUUAGUUUUAAAGAGGAGGAUGCUUUACGUUCUGAAGAAUCUGAGUGGAUAAACAAGCCUACCAGCUUCUGCAGAUCCAUACUAUUUCCCCAGAGUAACCGGGGCCCAACGAAGCCAAGUUCUGAUCUUUUUGAAUGCUUCCCUGAAGAAGGUGCAGACUUCAAAAGCGGCAACCACAAGUACAUCUUAGAGAUAUUGUUGGCCUCAGGGAUUCUAAGAGAUCUUGAAUACAGCAUGAUAAGCUUUCAGCUGCAUCAAACGCGCCUCCCAAUCAACCCUGGACUGUUCUUUAUCCUAGAACAGAAUAAGGCCAGCAAUGUGACUCUACCGGACAACAAACACAGAGGCAGAGGAUUCAGACAACAGCAGACAAAUCCGACAGAGAAAAUUAGGAGAAAACUCGUCUUCGACACCGUUAACGAGAUUGUAGCUCGGAAGUUCACUGCAGAAGGCUGUAUCAAACCACGUUCAACCGCAAAUCCACUCAAAAAAAUGGAGAGAAUAUCAAAAGAGGAGCAACUUCUGCAGACUCUGUGUUCAGAGAUUGAUAGGUUACAACAAAACAACUCAAACUGUAUCUUGGAGGACGACGAGGAAGACAUCAUAUGGGAGGACCUGCAAAGUCAAGUCAUGAACUUGAAGGAGUUUGAAGGAGAGACUCCAGGAAUUGUGUUAGAUAUUGAGAGAAUGAUUUUCAGAGACUUGGUUAAUGAAGUUUGCUUCUGCUAAUUUUUUAUGGUUAUCACUUAGAAUUGUAAAUGAAGUAAUCUUAGAGAGGAAGAGAACCUUUGGUCUCUGGGUUUUCAGCCCUCUUGCCUGUUCUGUUCUCUUCCCACUUGUUUGUUGUAACCAGCAUAUAAUAUAUACAGGUCUAAUUAAUAAAUAACAGUAUUUAAG
Molecule: messenger RNA, 2984 nt
Organism: Arabidopsis arenosa
Lineage: Eukaryota; Viridiplantae; Streptophyta; Magnoliopsida; Brassicales; Brassicaceae
Source: the annotation of a GenBank genome assembly